Molecule: messenger RNA, 462 nt
Organism: Hymenoscyphus albidus
Lineage: Eukaryota; Fungi; Ascomycota; Leotiomycetes; Helotiales; Helotiaceae
Source: the annotation of a GenBank genome assembly
AUGCUCCACCGCGCAACUGUGGCCAGAUUGGUAGAAAGAAUCGACAAGACGUUGAACACGCUCGGAGGCGACUCCUCAUCGCGGAAUCCGAUGCGCGUGGAUAACUAUCUAAUCGGCUGUGCGUUGAACUUGACGCAGGACUUUUUGGAUGCGCUUGGAAAGGUCCAGUUGCAACCUUCAGUUCAACCAGAUUCCAAUUCUCCGCCCGAAGGCCUGCCGACGGCUAUCACUCCCUCUGGUGAAAAUCCCACGUCGAUCAGAGAAAAUGAACUUUCCACACUAGCAAGCUCUACGGUCAAUACACCAUCGGUUCUCUUAGCUCUCAGCUGCUACAUAUCUCUGAGAAAUCUCUACAACACGCUAUUCACUCAUUUCGAAAGGUACCUUAGCCUUGUGCCAGAACGCCGUCAGAUUAUCAUCCACCACGCAUCAACCCCGACCAUGGGCGGAAUUUUCAGUUGA